GAGCUCUCGGGAGAGACUCCUGCAUGGCAGCCUUGCGGCCGCGUUCCCGCAAAAGAGCGUGCGGAUUUUUACGAAUUCGUGGCGUGCAACCUGUUUUUCGCUACCGUCGCCAUAGCCAUUUCCCUAUUUCGCUCUCGAAGAGUCGAGGCACACCAGGCCAGACGUAUUGCUGUACGAAUCGGACUUGUUAGAGGUGGUGGAUAG
Molecule: messenger RNA, 204 nt
Organism: Suillus subalutaceus
Lineage: Eukaryota; Fungi; Basidiomycota; Agaricomycetes; Boletales; Suillaceae
Exons: 1
Cellular component (GO): membrane
Source: RefSeq, a predicted model, not a curated record